Andrographis paniculata is the source of this 1163-nucleotide messenger RNA. Its product is annotated as transcription factor MYB123-like. The coding region runs from base 201 to 992 and encodes 263 amino acids. The record is from RefSeq and is a predicted model, not a curated record. Lineage: Eukaryota; Viridiplantae; Streptophyta; Magnoliopsida; Lamiales; Acanthaceae. The transcript has 2 exons.
CCUCUCCAUCCCAAUCCUUACUUUCUCUCUCUAGACUGUGGCUGCUGUUGAAAAACUUGGGAUUAUAUAUAUAGUGGAGUGACUAUUCUUGGCUUUACAUAUUUACACAACCCAUCAUUACAAUACAAUUCAUUUCACUUAUCUAUAUAGAGAUAGAGAGAGAGAGGGUAUCUAGAGAAGGAAAGAGAAAGCAUAUCAAAAUGGGAAGAUCUCCAUGCUGCUCCAAAGUGGGAUUGAGGAGAGGGCCAUGGUCAGCAAAAGAAGACAAUUUACUCACAAAUUACAUCCAAGAACACGGGGAGGGUCAAUGGAGAUCUCUACCAAAGAAAGCUGGGCUUCUGAGAUGCGGCAAGAGCUGCCGGCUCCGGUGGAUGAACUAUCUCCGGCCCGGAAUCAAAAGAGGAAAUAUCUCUCAGGACGAGGAGGAUUUGAUCGUAAGGCUCCACGGCCUCCUCGGAAAUCGAUGGUCAUUAAUCGCCGGGAGGCUGCCGGGUCGAACUGACAAUGAGAUCAAGAACUAUUGGAAUACCCACCUCCUCAAAAAGCUCAGGACCGCCGGAAUUGAGGUUUCCCGGCCGGGGAAAGUGGCCGCCGCCGCCGCCGGGAAGAAGAAGAAGAAUAAGAAGCAGAAGAAGGGCGGCGGCGGCGAUGGAGUUUUGAAGGGUAAUGGAAGCGAGGGAGAGAAGACGAAGAUUUAUCUUCCGAAACCGACGAGGGUGUCGCCGGCGAUUGCGAGGGUGGAGAGCUACGACAGCCUGGCGAGCGGCGCGUCGUCGUCAAGCAGUAAUCCUGGGGAGAAGGCGGCGAUUUACGCGGCGGUGGGGUGGGCGCCGGCGAUUUUCGAUGUUGACGGCGCCGGCGCCGGCGAGGAUGAUUUUCUCGGCGGCGGGUAUGUUCUCCCGGCGAUCGACUCCGCCGAUUCGAUCUCGAGCGAUGUGGACAUGCUGGAGAAAGUCUACGAUGAAUACUUGCAGCUACUUCAAGAGAAUUGAAAAUAAUCGGCGGCGGAGGCGCGGCGGCGACGGUGCCGGAAAUAUGUUCAGUAAAUAAUAAUAAAAAUAAUAAUAAUAAGAAGAAGGAAGAAGAACAAGUUUGUGUGGUUGGUGUUUUCUCGACUAUGCUAAUGGCUUUUACAUUGUUUUAACUAUUUUGAGUUAAAAAGA